GUCAACAGCCUUGCAAAGCAAUGAGUCGGUCUGAUUGAAGGCAGGAGGAGGCACACCUGGCCAUGGCGUUCUGGUUGUUAGUCGUGGGCGUCGUCGUUGCGGUCAGUUUGGUCCUCUCUUCGGCCGUCAGCUUUUGGCUGGCUACAAGGCAACCUGAUCCGCUAGAGGAAUUGGGCGUCUCGCCAACCUAUCCAAGAAAACCUUUGCCUGAGGACAAAAUUCAGGCAUACUUGCAGCUGAAAGACAAGCUGCUCGGUGAGUUUGGGAAGGAACAUGUGGGAGAUGACUGGCUUUGUCAGCUUCCUGCCCAUGCGAAGGACAUGCUCAAGUAUAGACUCAUGCAGCGAGCAAUUGGAGCUAUGUCGUUGCUGCAGAAGAUCGAUGCAGAUGCCCGUGGCUAUUGGAAGCUCUUUUCCAAGGGGAUCAUCACUUCAAAGUUUUGGAACUCGGUCCUUGCGGCGGAGCGGGAACUUUCGCAGGAGAUAGAGGCAGUGAAGCACGAGGCCUACUCGAUGGAGCCGAAUCAUGACCCGCAGGGCAUCAUCAGCGAGGCUAUGCAGUUGGUCGUUAGAUACGGCGACAAGAUUUGGGAGAAGUUCCCCGAGCCGCCGGACAAGAUAGGUGGCAAUGCUCUAGCUGCUGCUGCAAAGGUAAUGGCCGCAGCUGGAAAUAUGCCCAACAUGCCCAUGCCGAACAUGCCGAACAUGCCCAGACCACCUGGCGCGGCGCCGCCCUUCGCACCGCCUCCUGGGCGACCGCUGCCGCAGGAAGGUGGCUCAACCGACCAGUACAAGUGGCGACAGGACACCGAAGAAGUGGAGGUCUCUGUGAAUGUGCCUGACAACACUGCAAAAGCAGAUGUGAAGGUGCAAUUUCAGCCGAAAUCCCUGAAGGUCCUGCACAGUGGCAAGACCUUGGUGGAUGGAGCUCUUGCUAGUCCCUGCUGUCCGGAAGGUUGCACAUGGACCCUCAGCAAGGGCUGCGUGGUAGUGACGCUGGAGAAAGCGAAUCCGCAGCCUUGGCCCGCGCUCUUUACUGAGCGCAAGUGAGAUGGGGCAUGCGGCGGCAACAUCCAUCCUCAUGGAA
This is a messenger RNA of Effrenium voratum, 1086 nucleotides long. NCBI's taxonomy places the organism in Eukaryota, Dinophyceae, Suessiales, Symbiodiniaceae. The record is from the annotation of a GenBank genome assembly.